Molecule: messenger RNA, 1992 nt
Organism: Rubroshorea leprosula
Lineage: Eukaryota; Viridiplantae; Streptophyta; Magnoliopsida; Malvales; Dipterocarpaceae
Source: the annotation of a GenBank genome assembly
GAAGAAGAAAGAGAAAGCGAAAACUGCAAGAGAGAAAAACCAAGAGAGAAAAACCAAGAGAGAGAAACCAAGAGAGUUACAACCCAAGGAAACCAACAAUGUUAAGAAAUUUUCAAUGAAAUUCUCCAUCUGGGGAUUUGUUUUUCCUCCACGCUACGACAUUACAGCACCCACAGCUAUAGUAGCUUUGACAACCCCAUUCUUCCUGAUUAGGAUGGCUGAUAGGUGUAGCUCUUCUUCCACCAGGAAAUCGUUCCUUUGCUUGUUUACAAUGGCUUCAACGCUAUUUGUAUUAUCCUGGUUCUUCGUGUUGCGUUCUACAGAUCGUUCUCACUACAUUGACCAUGAUCUGUUGCCAAAUUCAAGACCUUUUUCUGUAAUUGAUGAUGGAAAUUCCAAAUCCUUUAGUGAGAGUAUUGUUGAGUCUUCGACUGGAAAUCGAGCAAUUCUUGGCAAUACUGAAGGAGACCAAGACGUAGAAGGGGAGGAAGCACCUCAAAAUAUUGUGGAAGGUGCUCAACAGCAGGGUGGUGGUGAUGUUAAUUGCAAUAGUAAUGGGAAAGAGCCACUUAAGGUUUACAUGUAUGAUUUAGACCCUGAGUUUCAUUUUGGAUUCUUGGAUUGGAAACCUGAGGGAAAAAGCGUUUGGCCUGACAUUAGGACUAACAUACCUAAAUAUCCUGGUGGAUUGAACUUGCAGCAUAGUAUAGAAUAUUGGCUUACAUUGGACCUUCUUGCUUCAGAAUUUUCUGACAUUCCUAAUUCUCAUGCUGCAAUAAGAGUUCGCAACUCUAGUGAGGCUGAUGUUAUAUUUGUGCCAUUCUUUUCUUCAUUGAGCUAUAAUCGGUUUUCAAAGGUCCACCCCCAUGAAAAGAGGAGCAGGGACAAGAUUUUGCAAGACAAGUUGGUGAAGUUUGUGACUUCUCAAAAGGAAUGGAAGAGGUCAGGUGGGCAAGACCAUAUUGUUUUAGCUCAUCAUCCAAAUAGCAUGCUAAGUGCUAGGGUGAAGCUGUGGCCAUCACUGUUCAUCCUUUCAGACUUUGGAAGGUAUCCUCCAAAUAUAGCAAAUGUUGAGAAGGAUGUCAUUGCACCUUACAAACAUGUAAUCAAGAGCUAUGUCAAUGAUACAUCUACUUUUGAUAGCCGUCCAACUUUGCUGUACUUCCAAGGAGCCAUAAACAGAAAAGAUGGAGGCAUUGUUCGACAAGAGCUAUUUUAUCUGCUAAGGGGUGAAAAAGAUGUGCAUUUCUCAUUUGGAAGUGUUAAAAAGGAUGGAGUAAACAAAGCUUCUCACGGAAUGCAUUCUUCCAAAUUUUGCCUCAACAUUGCAGGCGACACCCCAUCAUCAAACCGCCUCUUUGAUGCCAUUGCUAGCCACUGCGUUCCUGUCAUUAUCAGUGAUGAGAUUGAGCUUCCAUAUGAGGAUGUUCUUGACUAUUCUCAGUUCUGCAUAUUUGUUCGCACUUCAAAUGCCAUAAAAAAAAAAUUCCUCAUAAACCUCAUUAGGAGCAUUAAGAAGGAUGAGUGGACUCGGAUGUGGCACAAGUUGCAAGAGGUUGAGCGGUUCUUCGAGUUUCAAUUCCCUUCGAAGGAAGGUGAUGCUGUCCAAAUGAUAUGGCAGGCCGUGGCACGCAAGGUUCCUGCUAUCAGGUUGAAGGUAAACAAAUCUAAGAGAUUCUUCAGUUCUGUCACCCGCAAAGAACGACUUUAAGAACCAUUCCAUCUCCAGAGAACUCUUGGUGACAGAAAGAAAAUCACAACCUUUGUCGGCUGAAGCUUAAAGCACUCGUAUAUGUCAACUAGCUUUGCUGUCCUUUAUGCCUGCAAAGUACAAGAGUUGUGUGUAGUUGCAUCAUGGGCAAAGGGCUUGGCUGCAAAUUUGUUGAGAAAAUAUGAAAAAGAAAAUUUGUUGAGUUCUAAAGCCCGAAAUUCUACCUAGGAAAAGUGCAGCCUCUUGCACUUGUCUCUGGGGCACAGCUAGACUCUUUUACA